Molecule: messenger RNA, 2052 nt
Organism: Anopheles marshallii
Lineage: Eukaryota; Metazoa; Arthropoda; Insecta; Diptera; Culicidae
Product: netrin-B-like
Exons: 7
Coding region: 1-2052 (683 amino acids)
Molecular function (GO): protein binding
Source: RefSeq, a predicted model, not a curated record
AUGCGACCUACAACGAUGAUGGUGCCCGGUGGAAGUCCGUGGCGGUGUGCGAUACUCCUGACACUACUGUUGGCCGGCGAAGGGUGGGCCGUACACCGGGGCCAAUAUCCGCGCAGCUUUCCGGUCCACCCGGCAAACGACCCGUGCAAUGACGAGGAUCGUCCGCUCCGUUGCAUGCCGGACUUUGUGAACGCGGCGUUCGGCGUACCGAUCGAGGCGUCGUCGACGUGCGGCCAGGGCAAACCGGCCCGGUUUUGCGAUUUGAAGGAAUCGGCCGACGGUGGGCUGAUGGGUGGCCGGUCCGGGAUGGUGGAGUCAACCUGCGAGAUCUGUGACGAGGCGGACGCGACCAAGCGCUACUCCGCCCUUGCCCUGACCGAUGUGCAUAACACGAACAAUGUGACCUGCUGGCGGUCGGAACCGCGCAGCGGCACGCUGGACGCUGGUCCAGACAACGUGACGCUAACGCUUUCGCUCGGCAAAAAGUUCGAGCUGACGUACGUGAGCCUGACGUUCUGCCCGCACGCGAUCCGGCCGGACUCGAUGGCGAUCUACAAGAGCGCGGACUAUGGCAAGAAUUGGCUGCCGUUCCAGUUUUACAGCUCCCAGUGCCGGAAGCUGUACGGCCGCCCGACGAAGGCGACGAUUUCGCCCAGCAACGAACAGGAGGCACGCUGCGUAGAUCACAACCGCUACAGCGUGGAUGUUGUGCAAGGGUCCCGGAUCGCGUUCAGCACCCUGGAGGGACGCCCGUCUGCGCCCGAUUUCGACAACUCCGUCAUCCUGCAGGAUUGGGUAACCGCCACCGACAUCCGCGUCAUCUUCCAUCGGCUCCAGCCGGCGAGUGGUGGUGGUGGUGGUGGCGGCGGGUCGUCCUCCCUCACGAAAUCGCAAUCAACCGAGCUGCUCGGCGGCGGCAAGUUUGGCGGCGUGCCCAAGAAGGCAUCCGACUUCCUGUCCCAUCCGCGGGACAUCGGCACCCAGGGCGUUGGUUCCGGCGUGCUGACGUACGCGCUGUCCGACUUUGCCGUCGGUGGACGGUGCAAGUGCAACGGGCACGCGUCCCGGUGCGUGAAGGGUGCGGACGAGAAGCUCGAGUGCGAUUGCAAGCACAACACCGCCGGCCGAGACUGCGAACGCUGCAAACCGUUCUACUUCGAUCGGCCCUGGGGCCGCGGUACGAUGCGCGACGCGAACGAAUGCAAAGCCUGUCAGUGUAACGGCCAUGCCAGGAAGUGCCGCUUCAAUCUCGAGCUGUACAAGAUGUCGGGACGUGUUUCGGGUGGUGUGUGUACGGACUGCCGGCAUGAUACAGCCGGGCGCCACUGCCAUUACUGCCGUGAGGGCUUCUACAAGGAUCCAUCCAAACCGAUCACCCACAAGAAAACCUGCAAGCCCUGCGACUGCCAUCCGAUUGGGUCGUCGGGUAAGAGCUGCAACCACACGACGGGCCAGUGCACCUGUAAGGAAGGCGUAACGGGACUGAACUGCAACCGAUGCGCCCGCGGCUACCAGCAGAGCCGCUCGCAUAUCGCACCGUGCAUAAAAAUACCUCGAGUCAUUAACAUCAACCACCAAGCCCAGAACACUGCACCAGAAUCCUACCAGUACGAUCCGGAUGCAAGCGAAAGCACCAAAGAAAAUUGUGGCAAAUGUAAAUUCGACACGAAGCGGCUUAACCUGAACAAAUUCUGCAAACGCGAUUAUGCCAUCAUGGCGAAGGUGACGGGCCGUACGACCCCGGGCGGCAAAAAUUCACCCCGUGACGAGGUCCGCUUCAAUCUUCAGGUGCAAUCGGUGUUCAAAUCGAACGGACCGCUGCUACUGGCGAGCCAGCGCAAAUCUAGCAUUGGGCUGCUGGUACCGUCGAAGAAUCUUGACUGCCGCUGUCCCAACAUCAAGAUCAACAAGUCUUACCUGAUCCUCGGCAUGGAUGCGAAGAGCAAUGCGGAAAAUCUAAUGCUCGGCCCGAAAACGAUCAUCAUCGAGUGGAAGGAUGACUGGAAUAGGCGGCUGCGCCGCUAUCAGCAACAGGCGGGCUCAUGCUACUAG